AUGGCGACAGAGCCGACGGUCUACGGCACGAGCUCCUUAGCGAGCGACGAGCGUCUGAGCGCGCGCCAAACGCGUCGUAACGUCGUGUUCAAGUGGUCGCUCCUGUUCGUGAGCGUCUGUGGAUUGGCCGCUGUCGUCGCAGUCUUCAGCCUCUCAACCAAAUCGAGACCUGAAGCGUCCGUGGCGUCCCUCAAGACGACGACGUCCCCCACGGCCGCUACUCGAGGGUCCGACUCGGAUCUCUCGUGUUUCCAGAGCUCGUACGUCGCCAAUGUGACGGUCAUGAUGGAGCCCAUCGCCGGCCUCAAGUGGACGCGGGCCGUGCACUCGGACGCUGCGUCCGUCAUCACUGUGGACGUGGCCACGCAGUUCCAGGAGAUCAUGGGCUUCGGAGGCGCUUUCACGGAGGCAGCCGCGCUGCAGUUCCAACGGCUGUCGCUUGAGAAGCAGGAGGAGCUGCUGACGCUCUAUUUCGACCCGGACAAGGGCAGCGCGUACACGUUCGGACGUGUCCCCAUGGGCUCGUCCGACUUCUCACGGGCUUCGUACAGUUUUGAUGACGUGGUGAACGACACGACGCUCGAGCACUUUGACCGCGACUUGAAGCACGACCAGGAAGUGCUGAUCCCGUUCAUCCAGCGCGCGCUCGAGCGGCAGCCAGCGCUCAAGUUGUUCUUUGCGCCCUGGAGUCCUCCAGCCUGGAUGAAGCGCAAGGCGAUCGACUACGUGCCGAGUAUGCUGGACUCGGCCAAGCCCAUUGGCUUGAAAGACGACGUGCGGGCGACGUGGGCGCUGUACUUUUCCAGGUUUAUCACGGCUUACAAGAAGCACGGCAUUGCGUUCUGGGGGCUCACACCACAGAACGAACCACAGGCAGAGGUGCCGUGGGAGUCGUGCAUGUACACGGCCGAGUACCAGGCCGAGUUCAUCGGGAACUUCCUUGGGCCGACGCUCGAGCGGGACUACCCGGAGCUCGUGCUCAUGGUGUUCGACCAUAACCGCGGCAGUGUCCAUCAAUGGGCAACAGAGAUAUACAACCACCCGACUGCCGCUCAGUACGUGGACGGCAUGGCUUUCCACUGGUAUGACGAGCAACGCUACAUGGAUGGCGUCGAGUACCACGAGCGCCUGAACGACACUCACUUUGUGGAUCAAACUCGCUUCAUGUUGGCCACCGAGAGCUGCAACUGUCCUGGUGUGGCGCACGGCGACCUUGCGUGGUUCCGUGCGCAGCGGUACGGACACGACAUCAUGACGGAUCUGAACAACUACGUGGCUGGAUGGGUCGACUGGAACUUGCUGCUCGAUCACGAGGGAGGACCCAACCACUUGGCCAACAUAUGCGACGCCCCCAUCAUUCUGACAGAGGACGGCACCGACUUCUACAUCCAGCCCAUGUACUACUUCAUCCAGCACUUCUCCAAGUUCAUUCCUGUGGGCUCGCGCCGUGUCGAAACACAGGUGGCAGCAAAGUUUGUUCGUCCUGGUGAUCCGCAAUUGUACGUGGACUAUCCGUCGAUGCUGGCAGCUUGCGAUGGCAGCUCGCGUCAACAGUGGCGGCCGACGGAUGAUGGCAAGCUCGAGGUGACAGGUACUGGCUUUUGCAUUGAUCUAAAGGAGAUUCCGUGGCAGGGACACCAAGGUCUGCUCGUAGAGUGCAGGUACACGCAGCAGCAUUGGACGUACGAGCUUGACACCGGCCGCAUUCGUUUGGGGGAUUUCUGCAUCUCGCUGAACCACGGCUCAACUGAGAAUGGUGUGCGCAUCAGCACUGACUUGUGCGAAGACAAGGCUGUACCCCACCAGCAGUGGAGGUUCAACGCUGAAGACGGUACCAUGCGCUCAUUCGCGUCGACGACGGACCAGUGUGUGACUGCCGGUUAUGCGUUCGUGCAAGCCGCUGCUUUUGUGACUCCAGAGAACCGCAAGGUGCUCGUGGUGUUGAAUGAGAACACGGAGCCAGUCGAUUUCGAGUUGCAGGUUGGUGGUAACGCGCUGCAGACGACAGUGCCUCGCAGCGCCAUUCGGACGUUUACCUGGGAGUAA
This is a messenger RNA of Peronospora matthiolae, 2046 nucleotides long. NCBI's taxonomy places the organism in Eukaryota, Oomycota, Peronosporomycetes, Peronosporales, Peronosporaceae. The record is from the annotation of a GenBank genome assembly.